GGUUGCCCAUCCAGUCAGACUCAAAUUGGUGGUCUGUAGGCCUGGAUGGACAGUUAUUCCUCUGAUGGCAGCUGCUGUGGCACGUCCAGCAAAACACCCUCUAAGUGUCUCAUUUCUGAAAGUGCUGAAUAAUGAAGGUCAGCAUCGGGACCACCUGUCGCGGCUCASUAGUGGACUUGAGUAAAUUACACCCGCGUGUUGAUGAGGGGUUUUGUGGUGUGCCUCAUCACAGAAGAGAGGUCCAAUCAGUACAGAGCUGUGGAGGAGAAGCAGGUAUAUAGAUUCACUUGGAGCUGGUGCCUUUACUGAACUCUUGCAUCGAGAGACAGCAAACUGUUGUAAAAAAAAGGCAACCAUGAACUCUAUGAUCAUGCUUCUGGGUGUCCUGUUUGGCUUCCUAAACCAAGCGGACAUGCUACCUGUUAAGAAUUCAACUGAGUUACAAGAAAGCAAAGCAAGAUUGAAGAGGAAAUACUCUGAUGAACUGCCAGACUUUGAUGAUAUGACUGCUAUGGAYCAAAUCCUGGAAGUCAACAGCAAGCUGAGAGUCCCCAGAGGUCUUUCCUUCAAAGAGGGAGAUAUCGCCUUCUCUUAUGUGCGGAGUGCCAUAGACUGCCCUGGGAACGCCUGUCUGUGGCCUAAAUCUAUCGAUGGAUUUGUUUAUGUGCCCUACAUCCUCUCCCCGCUUUACGACGACAUGGACAGGAUCACAAUAGAAACAGGUAUGCAGGACAUUUCUGCUGGAUCAUGCAUCAAGUUCGUUCCUCGCACGCAUGAAGCCAGCUUCCUCGAUAUCCAACCUAGAUAUGGUUGCUGGUCGUUCCUGGGGCAGACCGGAGGCAGUCAGACCUUGUCGCUGCAGACUCCCGGGUGCAUGUGGUCAGGGAUCGCCGCUCACGAGUUCAUGCACGCCCUUGGCUUUGUGCACGAGCAGUCCCGCUCAGACCGGGACCACUAUGUCACAAUUGUAUGGAAAAACAUCAUGCCAGACCACAUGCACAACUUCAGGAAACACGCAACAAAUAAUCUCAACAGCCCGUACGACUACAGCUCAGUCAUGCAUUACGGACGAUAUGCCUUCUCUGAAGACGGCGGACCAACAAUCAUUCCCAAACCUGAUCCUUACAUUCCCAUUGGCCAGAGAGAUGGACCCAGUGCGCUUGAUCUUCAUAAAAUAAAUGUCCUGUAUGACUGUGGUGCUAAUGAGUAACUGAACCCAGAAGCCUUCGAMGUGAAGUCCUGCCAGACGACGGAUUUAUGAUUCAUGCCAAUUAAUAGAUGUUUAAUAGACAUUUCUUUUAGAUUGUGUCCAUUCCUUUUUGAGUACAAUCUGCCGAUUGCCAUUAAAUUAAUGGGUUAAUUAAUUUUAUAGAAAAAGCACUCCACAAAUAUUAACUGUCCCCAGUGCUGAAGCUUCUUAGAUUAUUAUUUCAAGUCUCUUAAUAAGGCUGAACAAACUUCUGCCUCUUUCUCAGCUUUUUGUGAUUUCAAAUAAAGA
This is a messenger RNA of Austrofundulus limnaeus, 1498 nucleotides long. It is a transcript of the gene hce2l1, whose product is annotated as high choriolytic enzyme 2-like 1. Gene Ontology annotation, biological process: proteolysis. Lineage: Eukaryota; Metazoa; Chordata; Actinopteri; Cyprinodontiformes; Rivulidae. Gene Ontology annotation, molecular function: metalloendopeptidase activity; zinc ion binding. The record is from RefSeq and is a predicted model, not a curated record. Bases 356 to 1210 code for a protein of 284 amino acids. The transcript has 9 exons.